This is a messenger RNA of Paramuricea clavata, 288 nucleotides long. NCBI's taxonomy places the organism in Eukaryota, Metazoa, Cnidaria, Anthozoa, Malacalcyonacea, Plexauridae. The record is from the annotation of a GenBank genome assembly.
AUGUUCAAUUGGCUAAGAGCCGAGUUCCAUAGGCUCGGAGCCGAGCUCCAUAGGCCCGACGCCGAGCUCCAUAGGCUCGGUGCCGAGCUCCAUUGGUUCGUGGCCGAGCUCCAUAGGCUCGGACCCGAGCUUCGCAGCCUUGACCCAAGCGCUAUAGGCUCGGAGACGAGCUUCACGUGCUUGGAACUGGUUGGAAUGGCUCGUAGCCAAGCUCCAUAUGCUCGGAACCAGCUUGAAUGGCUCGGAACCGAACUAGAUUGGCUCGAAGCCGAGCUCCAUAAGCUGUAG